AUGAAGGCCCAGAUCCUAACCCUCUUCAUGGCCGGCAUGGCGUCCGGUGCUCUCCCUACGAUCGAGACCUACGGUAACAAGUUCUACGAUGCCAAUGGCAAUCAAUUCUUUAUGAAGGGAAUGUCGUAUCAGUUGCGCCCCAAUGACCCCCUCAUUGACACUGAUCAGUGUAAGCGGGACAUCAAGCUCAUGUCUGAGCUUGGCGUCAAUUGCAUCCGUGUCUACCAUGUUGACCCCAAGGCGGACCACGAUGGCUGCAUGAACGCUUUUGACGAGGCCGGCAUUUACGUCACCGUUGACAUGGAUACCUUCAACACCUUUAUCCUUCCUUACGACUCGUACUGGAACACCACCCAGUUCGAGAGCUACUCCGCCGUCAUGGACACCUUCAUCAAGUACGACAACCUCCUCGGAUUCUACGUCGGCAACGAGAUCAUCGCCAUGAUGGACCAGUCCCAUUCCGCCCCCUUCAUCAAGGCUGCCGCCCGCGACAUGAAGGCCUACCGCGACAGCAAGGGCUACCGCAAGGUCCCCGUAGGCUACACCGCGACCGACAUCGCCGAGCUCCGCCCCAUGCUCCAAGACUACCUCACGUGCGGCGGCAACCAGUCCGAGAUUAUCGACUUCUUCGGCCUCAACGCCUACGAGUGGUGCACCCCCAACACCUACAACGCCUCCGGCUACCCCGCCCUCCAGGAAAUGGCCGAGCAGUUCCCCGUCCCCAUCUUCUUCUCCGAGACGGGUUGCAUCACCGGCCCGGAGCCCCGCGCCUGGGAGGACAUGGAUGCCAUCUUCAGCGAGCCCAUGAUUGACGACUGGAGCGGCGCCAUCGUCUACGAGUGGAUCUACGAGCAGAACGAGUACGGCAUCGUCUCCUACGGGCCCCGCGUCGACCAGACCAUCGUCACCGGCGACGCCACCUCCGGCGGCUGGGAGGUCGACGGCAACGUGAGGCUGCCCGUCCUCGACGAGACCUUUUCCGGAUCUUUUAUCCCUAGCCCUACCGUCGACCCCAACGCCGCUCCUAGCGACAACGCCGAAGAAGAUGCCGCACCGGGCAAGGGCAUGGUGGCUCUCCAUGCGGCCGUGGUAGCUGGCACUCUCAUAGUAGCCCUGUGGCUAUAA
Messenger RNA from Parascedosporium putredinis, 1125 nucleotides. The record is from the annotation of a GenBank genome assembly. Lineage: Eukaryota; Fungi; Ascomycota; Sordariomycetes; Microascales; Microascaceae.